AUGACGUGUUCCGUUGGGUUCAAGGAGACGAACUUGCUAAACGAACUCAGAGCGCAGUCAGAAUGUAUUGCCCGCAAAGAAACCCUUCAGGCGACAGGCAUCACCUGUCUAGGUCAGCUAGAUGAGGGUUAUUUUUCAGCAGUGAGGGAUCUGUGCCGGGCCUUGGAGUCACUGAUGGACGAUUCGGGAGAGCCACGUUGGACAGCGGUGCGAUUAGAGGACACCUCAUUAUUAUGGAAGAUCGCUAGCUUUUGCAAACCACAUGCUGGGUUCCUGGAUCCUUGUUUCUUGAGACAGCAGGUCAAAUAUAUCAGCAAUGUUCGGCUCGACCCCUUCGAAGCGUAUGGCGAUGAUAUCUGGGCGCACCCUCAACUUUCAUCUUGGAUUGGGGCCGGAAAGUCUUCCAUCCUCUUGCUGCAGGGCAGCCAUGACUCCAGAGGCCGGUCUGGAAUAUUCGGUGCUGAACUCGCCGAUCAUAUCGCGGACACAAAAAAGCCUGUCGCCUACAUGGUUUACAAGCCAACGUUGCCCGGGAGUUGCCGUCCUCCAUUCCCGAUAGAGGAGGCUGAAGUAUUAAGACACUUAGCGAUCCAAGCGCUACAGACGGUAGCCGAUUGUACUUCAGUCCAGGUGCUGACUGAUCUAGUCGAGUCAUUUAGCCAGGCCAAGACAUGUGCAGAUUGGUUCAAAGUUAUCUGCGAUGUCUUCUAUCUAGUCUCCGAGUUGUAUAUUAUCAUUGACCUUGGGAUUCACGCCAGCUCUGCGGAUGCUGCGAAGACAUGGCCUUCCAAGUUUCACACCAUUUUGGAAGACGUGGAGGCCAUUUCACCAGAGACGAUCAUCCGAGUAAUGAUCAUUUCUUGCCGCCCUCUGGAUGUCCCACAAAACUCGGUCAAUGUCUCAAAAAUUAUCCUUCGGAAACCUAAUGUGCACCCAGACCUUAUACGAAACCGUCACUCAAAACAGGCUAGAAUUCCACCGUCAUUGUGGCAGGCUUAUCAACCCCCUAAACCUCGAGCAACUCAAGUGGAAGCCCCCAAAAGUCAAGAUGAGAGUCCGGUUCUGGUUAAUAAUCAUUCACCAAAUGGUCCGGCAAAUGAAACUGCAGCUCAAAAUAAUCAUAUCGACAUGGGUGUAGCUGGCUCGGUGGCAAAGGACUGCAUAGAAAAACCAGCACAUGCACGCGAGUUUACGAUUGCCAUCUUCUGUGCACUUCCCAUCGAAGCCGACGCCGUCUUAUCACUCUUUGAUGCUCACUGGAAUCAGCAUGACUAUUCCAAAGCACCAGGCGACGACAAUUGUUAUUCCAUUGGGGCGAUUGGACGUCACAACGUUGUUCUCGUGCACAUCCCAAGCAUGGGCAAAAGCAAAGCUGCUACAGCAUCAUCCCAAUGCCGUACGACUUUCACUGGCAUUAAGCUUUCGUUGCUCGUUGGCAUAUGUGGUGGAGUACCAGGUGAACCAGGGAGCGAGGGCGAAAGACUCCUCGGGGACGUGGUGAUAAGCGAAGGCUUGGUUCAGUACGACUUCGGCCGGCAGUAUCCUGGAUUUUUCAAACGGAAAGCUACUGUCCAGGAAAGCUUGUCAAAACUUGAUGCAGCGGUCAGUAGUUUCCUUGCCAGAUUGAAAACGGCCGAGUAUACCGCCUUGCUCUUGAAAAACACACACCACUACUUGGAUGCGUUACAAUCUCAUCCAGACGAAAAAAGACGGUUGCAAUAUACCCACCCAGGCAUCGAAAACGACAGUCUUUACCAACCAUUUUACUUACACAAGCAUCACGAAAAGAGUCAAUGCUCUUCUUGGGAAGAUGAUUGCGGAACACUUGGCGGUGUGUGCGAAGAAGCCAUAGAAUCAAAUUGUGACUCUUUAGGGUGUGAAUACCAUCAACUAAUACAGCGAUGGAGAACCCAAAAUUUUGAAAAGCAGGGCCAAGAACGCAACCUUACCAUCCACAUCGGGAAAUUAGCCUCCGGGGAUAAAGUGAUCAAAUCUGGAGAAGAUCGUGAUAGGGUUGCCCUAGAAGAAAAGAUCAUCGCAUUUGAAAUGGAAGGAGCAGGGCUUUGGGACCAUGGCCCAUGUAUGGUCAUCAAGAGCAUAUGUGACCAUGCGGACUGUCACAAAUCAAAACGGUGGCAAUCCUAUGCCGCAGCGACCGCUGCUGCAUGUACAAAAGGCAUCCUAGAGCAGUGGGGUUGA
This is a messenger RNA of Clonostachys byssicola, 2199 nucleotides long. NCBI's taxonomy places the organism in Eukaryota, Fungi, Ascomycota, Sordariomycetes, Hypocreales, Bionectriaceae. The record is from the annotation of a GenBank genome assembly.